Danio aesculapii is the source of this 2608-nucleotide messenger RNA. It is a transcript of the gene tfip11, whose product is annotated as tuftelin interacting protein 11. Gene Ontology annotation, biological process: spliceosomal complex disassembly. Gene Ontology annotation, molecular function: nucleic acid binding. The record is from RefSeq and is a predicted model, not a curated record. NCBI's taxonomy places the organism in Eukaryota, Metazoa, Chordata, Actinopteri, Cypriniformes, Danionidae. Gene Ontology annotation, cellular component: U2-type post-mRNA release spliceosomal complex.
AUGUCUAUGUCCCAUUUGUAUGGGCGUAGGGGUGAUGAAGGAGAGGAUGGUGUGGAGAUUGAGAAGUUUGAGGUGUCGGAGGGGGACUUGGCCAACGAGUUCAAUCCGGACAGACGCAGAUACAGACAGACUAAAGAAGAAGCAACUUAUGGGAUUUGGGCAGAGCAGGACUCUGAUGAUGAACGGCCCAGCUUUGGAGGGAAAAGAGCGAAAGACUAUUCCACUCCCGUGAGCUUUGUGAGUGCUGGCCUGCAAGACUGCAGCUGAGGAAAAAGCGAGAGGGAGGGUUCAGAUGAUUCUGAUGCUGAAGAUGCACCUCCUCCACCCCGAGGCUGUGUCCAAAAGCUCCAAACGGGUGGGAGCUUUAAGACAUCCCAGAGGUUUGCAGGUGGCAUCAGAACGGGGCAAGACUUGGGAAACUGGGAGAAACACACACGAGGGAUUGGUCAAAAGCUCUUGCAGAAUGGUUAUGUUCCUGGAAAAGGAUUGGGAAAGAAUGCUCAGGGUAUUGUGAAUCCUAUUGAAGCCAAGUUACGGAAAGAAGGAGCGGUUGGUGCAUGCAGUGAGAGGACCCAGCAGUCACUGCAGGAUCCUGUUGUCGACUCUGAGGAGGAAGAGGAGGAAGAAUUUCAGAAGGAGUUGGGGCAGUGGCGUAAAGAACCUGGAACUGCAAAGAAAAAGCCUAAAUAUUCUUACAGGACAGUGGACGACCUGAAAGCACACGGUACACGGGCCAACAUGAGCAUGAGCAGACCUGCUGGAGAACUGGCUCAGGUCAAGGUGAUCGACAUGACCGGCAGAGAGCAAAAGGUGUAUAACAGUUACAGUCAUAUGAGUCAGAAGCACAGUGUUCCUGAGGAGGCUCCUUUGAGUGUGAGCACACGAGAGCAGAAGAGCUCAGGCUUCGCACUUCCAGAGCUCGAACACAACCUCAAGCUGCUCAUUGAGCUCACAGAGCAAGACAUCCUGCAGAGUGCUCGACUUCUUCAACAUGAGAAGGACACAGUGGUGACUCUGACCCAUGAGAGCGACGCCCUGCAGGUGCGGCUGGCAGAGGAGGAGGAGACUCUUGGUCGGCUGGAGCAGGUGAUGAGUCUGGUAGAGCGUUUUGAAGCAGACGAUAAAGAGGGAGACCCUGCGCUCAGCCUUCAGGAGUGUGCUAAGAUCUUCGAACAGCUGCAGACUGAGUUCUACCAGGAGUAUAAAACUAUGGGUUUGGGAGAUUUAGCUGUAUCCGUUGUUCAUCCUCUGUUGAAAGAAAAACUUCGCAGUUGGGAUCCAUUAAAGGACUGCUCAGAUGGUUUGGAGGAAGUCGGUCAAUGGAGGGCCAUUCUUGAAAGCACACUUUCUCUUCACAGUGGCCCAGACACUUCUAACAUGGACCCCUAUCACAGGUUGAUAUGGGAAGUGUGGGUUCCAGUCAUGAGGACCUGUGUUUCUCAAUGGCAGCCUAGAAAUGUGGGCCCCAUGGUGGACUGUGUGGAGUGCUGGGCUCCUGUAUUACCGCUGUGGAUUCUGGAUCAUGUUUUAGAGCAGCUUAUUUUUCCACGGCUACAGAGAGAGGUCUGUGCUACUGUACUUUUCUUGUGGACAAACUGGAACCCACUGACUGACACAGUGCCCAUUCAUUCAUGGAUUCAUCCCUGGCUACCCCUCAUGCAAACCCGUCUCGAGCCGCUGUAUGCACCCAUCCGUAGUAAACUAGCCCAUGCUCUGCAGCGCUGGCACCCCAGUGAUUCCUCUGCCAGACUCAUUCUGCAACCCUGGAGAGAUGUCUUCACACCCGGCGCCUGGGAGGCCUUCAUGGUCAAAAAUAUUGUCCCCAAACUGGCUCUGUGUUUAGGAGAGCUGGUGGUCAAUCCUCAUCAACAGCUGCUAGAGCCAUUUAACUGGGUGAUGGACUGGGAAUGCAUGCUCUCUGUCUCUUCCAUGGUUGGACUCCUGGAUAAGAAUUUCUUCCCCAAAUGGCUACAGGUGUUGUGCUCUUGGCUCAGUAACAACCCAAAUUACGAGGAGAUCACUAAAUGGUAUUUGGGCUGGAAGGGCUUGUUGUCAGAGAACCUGCUCAGUCACCCACUGGUCAAAGAAAAACUCAAUGAAGCCCUCGACAUCAUGAACCGUGCCGUUGCUUCUGGACUCGGCGGUUAUAUGCAGCCUGGAGCAAGAGAGAACAUUGCAUACCUGAUUCAGACGGAGAGAAGAAAGGAUUUCCAGUGCGAGCUUCAGCCUGAGCGGCGCGAAGUGGAGAACUCUGCCACACGGCCACCAGGAAUGGCAGCGGUGCCAGCAUCUGUACCUACCAACUUUAAAGAUCUAGUCCAGGCCAAGGCUGAGGAGAACGGCAUCGUCUUCAUGCCACUGGUAGCCAAACGGCACAUGGGCAAACAGCUAUUCACAUUUGGCAGAAUAGUCAUCUACAUUGAACGUGGAGUGGUGUUUGUUCAAGGUGAGAAAACCUGGGUUCCAACAUCACUACAGAGUCUUAUUGACAUGGCCAAAUAAGGCGGAGGUUUGAAUAUUUCCGUUUAAUCCAGUUCUGUGUUUGUCUAUCAAUGUAGUUUUAUACCGCUGAAGAAACAGUUUGGAAUAAAUUUGUGCUUUAAAUUAA